Rotaria socialis is the source of this 2343-nucleotide messenger RNA. NCBI's taxonomy places the organism in Eukaryota, Metazoa, Rotifera, Eurotatoria, Philodinida, Philodinidae. The record is from the annotation of a GenBank genome assembly.
AUGAUAGAUUUAUCAUCGUCAAAUGUAACCAUCGAUGAUUUAAUUAUUGAUAACGCUGAUUUAUAUGAAUCAAUUCGCAGGUCAUUUACACGUGAUCCAUUUGAACAUUAUGUUAAUGGCAUAUGUGGCUUAUUCAUCUGUUUUCUUGGGAUCAUUAGUAACGCAUUGAGCUUUUCCAUUUUAAUUCGUCGAACAAUGCGACUAUCAACUUACGUUUAUUUAGCUGGUUUAUGUUUAAGCGACUUUACUACUUGUCUCUUUCUUAUACCUGGUUAUAUAUUAGAUGCAUAUCCAAUUGAGAUACUUGAUUGUGAAUUACCACGUACAUAUGCGUACACACAAAUACUUAUUAUUACAGCUGCAAUUAGCACAACGACUCGUGUUCUGAGUGUGUGGCUUUGCGUAGCUUUUACAAUUGACCGAUGGAUAAUGAUAUGUCGACCAUUUGAUAGUCCAAUUUAUUGUACAAUGAAGAUUGCUCGUCAUAUUACAUUCUUUAUUUAUAUUGUUGGCGUUUUUUAUGCGGUUCCACUUAUGUUUGAAUAUGAAUCACACGAAGAAAGAGUGUUAACUGAAUUAUUUUCAACGGAUCAUAGCAAAAAAUUCUAUCGUUAUAAACUAAGUGUAUUAGGAAAAAAUUUUAUUUUUCGAUGGAUCUAUGUUUUGAUUAAUGCACUUGGUGUUUAUCUUAUUCCAUUAACAACAAUUAUAAUAUUGAAUCGAAAAUUACUUCUAUCAAUUCGAUUAUUAGAACGGCGUUCAGCUGAAUAUAAUGCACCGUUACCAACUAAACAAAGUGUAACAAUAAUGUUACUUGCGACAACAAUAAUGCUUCUUGUAUUGCGUUCUCCAUCUGCUAUUAUAUCGGUUAUGUGGUUAAUUAGUGCAAAAAUGUUUAUAAAUGAAAAAGCACCAUUUCGUUUACGAAAAUUUCAUUCCAUAGCAAAUCUAUGUGCAACAUUAAAUGCAGCAACAACAUUUAUCAUGUUUAUAAUAUAUGGUACAAAAUUUCGAUCAGAAUUUACUCAUGUUUAUUGGUGUGGCUCCAAUAAAAUUGACAGAAAACAAAACUCGAAUGAAACUCAACAAAAACAACAAAUAAAAAACUCAAUAUCACAUAAUUCUAUUGACAAUGAGCUCAAUAUUAACAAUCAAAUGAAUGUCUCAAUGUCAAAAUCACCAAAUCGAAAAUUGUUUCCAGGAAUAAAUCAAUCUUGUGAUUCUACAGCAAAUCCUUCGCUACCAUUUUUAAGAAUUCUUAAAAUCCAACAAAGAAAACAGCAAUAUCCAUGUGAACAAGAAUGUAAUCUGGUGUAUCAAACAAACAAUAAUAAUAAUAUCAAUGAUGAACCUACAAGUCGAGAAAUUCAAUGUGAUAAUCAGGAUUACGAUAGAAAAGUAGCUAUGUUACAAGUACCCUAUGAUAAUUGGUUUAAAAGAUUGAUCACAUGUUAGCAACCAAUAACCAAUAGGCAAACAGAACAUGUUGCGUAUCUAUCGAUACCAUCUGAUAAUUGUAUUCAAUUAAUUACGCAUGCAACUAUUACUAAUAUACGUUAUAAAGUAUCACAAGAAAAUGUUGCUCUUUUAUGCUGUUGUCUUCCAUCAUUGGUUCGACAAAUUAUGUAUAAGCGUCCAUGGUUAAAACCAAAUGAUAUUAUUACUUGUCUUAGUUCAGAUAUUAUGAAAGAAACUAUGGAUUACGUUGAUAACAACGAUUUCUCGAAUAGUAGUAAUAAAGUAUUUGAUAAGAAACUAACCGAUAAACAGCUGAACGAUAAUGAUUCAAUGAAAUCACAUCAAUAUGAUAGCACUAGUCUGUCAUCCAAUCAAAGCAAAAAACAAGUAACAUCUGAUGAUUCAAUUUUAUCAGAAGAUUCAUCCCAAUUGGAACUUGAGUCACAAAAGAAUACUAAUAGAAAAAAAGAGAAAAAAAGUUGGAAAAUUAAUGGUGAAAAGGUUAAUGACAAGCGCAAAAUCUCACCACAAUCGCUAAAUAAUCAACUCAAUAAAGAUAUUAAAUCAAGUAUACUCGUUUCAUCGACUGAUACUCAAAACAAACCCGAACAGUCAGACACAAAUAAUUCAGUUCGUACGCUUCAAGAUGGGCAAAAUACAAAGAAAGAUUUUGAUAAAAUCAAUUUUAAAUUCAAAUCAAGAUUAGAUAGUCGAUCAUCACGUCAUCUUAUCGAAUAUCCAACCGAAAAGGAUUCAAAUAUCAGUCAACAUGUUGGAAAAUGUUUAGCUUUUUAUUAUAAAAUUCGAGAACACUUUGAUGAUGAUACAUCUGCUUUACUUCUCAAGUGUUGCUUAUGCUAUGGUGAUUGUUCACGGAAAAAAUAA